CCAGCAUUAGCUACAGGCAAACCCUUUCUAGUGUAGACAAGACCUUAAUAUCUAUAACUUUCAGCCUGUCGUUUCUACUUUGUCUCUAAUGCGAGAAUCAAAAUCACUUGCGUGCAGGUCAGUGACUGUUAGAAUAACCCCUAGGUUUUGUCCCCUGUUUACUACACUGAGUAGAGUUAUUUAGUGCAGUGCUCUCGGUUUUCUCAGUGCUGCACAAGGUCCCUCCCUCAAGAAGUUUCCAAGCUGAAGCUCAAGUACUGCCAAUGCACGUUUGCAUGUGUGGGGUUAAGUUCAGUCACACUGCUCAGUCGCAAUAGCAUCUGCGGGGUUGGGACCUUAUCCUGAAAGCCUUUACCUGGUGCAAAUUGUCCCCGAACUUCAGUGGGCUUGUCGUUAUCGUUAAUUUUGACUGAUGUGCAUUCGCUCCAGCUGGGGGCCUUCCAGACACUUUGAAAGGGUGGCCUGUGCACUGUGACCCUGGCUCUUGAAGGUCAGAGCAGGAGAAGGGUCUCAAGGAACUGUUAUGAGGGCAAGUUAGGAGAAACAUAAGCGGUAGGAGGGAAAAGUAGCUGAGAAUGGGGUUAUGUAGAGGCUUAAAGGUGAGGACAGGUAGCUUGAACUUGAUAUGGAAGGCUAGAGGGAAAAUUGGGUGAGAUUCAGAGAGGAGUGAUGUGAUCAGAACAUUGUGGGAGGAAGGAAGGUGACUUUUGGCAGUAUUUUGUGUGGACGGGAUGGGGGAGCAAGGGGGAAAAGCAGGAAAACCAAAGAGGAGGAAAUCUCAGUAGCUAAGGACAGAUCCUUGAUGUGGCAGUUCCUAUGUAGGUGGGAUGAGGGCCUGGCUAGGGAACAAGGAGCAAGGGUGGAUUGUGAUUUCUGCAGUCACAAACUUUUUUCCAAAGUAAAAUAAAUAAAUUAAAGCUUUUAAAAAUGUGAAGUGCUGUAUGUGACCGUUUUCCUUCGUCCUUGAAUGAUGCAGAGAGAACCAAGGCAGAUAAACUUGUCUUUAGACGUAGUACAGGGGCCAUUUAAUUUUUGCAGGGAGAGUUUGAAUGUUAGAUAUGCCACGUAAUACAUUUUGACAGCUGAGAUUGCAUUAUUUUGCUUUUCCUUUUUUCCCCUUGAGUGAGUCUCUAACUCUCGGCGAGACAUUCUAUUAGGCAGACAAUGAAAGGAGACUAGAGAAGGAAUAACUGAAAUAAGAUAUGCAAAUGUCAUCUGUUGUUGAAACCAUAGUCAUAAAUUCGUGUCUGCAUCUGCUGCUUAAAUAUUGUUCUUUGCCUAUAAUCAGAUUAGGCCAUGAUUAUUAAUGGGACAAUUACUAUAGCUAGAAGCCGCAAACUGCAUCCUACGUGAAUUAUUAAGAAGUCUUUGUAAAACUUUGAUUCCUAUUCGUGUGACCUCAAUACAGUACAACACUUAACAGCUCUUGAAGUCAAUGGGACAUAAGCAUGUGCUUAAUUGCUUUGCUAAAUGAGAGCCUGACUAAAGUAGCAGCAUAUAGUGGUAGGAAAACGUAUAUAAUUUUACUUCAGUGUACAGUAUUGGUGCCUGAUCCAAAGCCCAUUAAAGUCAAUGGCAAUCUAUCUAAAACAGGUGAAAGGUAGCAUUUGAUCCUUAGUUAAGUUUUAUAUAAAGAAUUCGCUGGUUCUCAAUCACAAUCAGUCACUUGACAAAGAAGCUGACGAUCCUUAUUUUGCUGUAGCCCAGUGGUGUCAUGGAGACGCUGACUGAUCAGCCUGUGCUCGGUGUCCAGAAUUACUUGGAGCGGGCGGCACAGAAUCUCAGACCCGUCACUCCCAUCAAGUUCUACAUCUCCAGCCGAACGGACACCGGCGUCCAUGCCCUUUGCAACUCUGCUCACCUAGACGUCCAGAGAGCCGCCGGGAAGCCGCCUCUCCCUGAAAGCGUAAUUGUCUCCGCCCUCAAUUACCACUUGAAACCCGAACCAAUCCGCAUUCUGAGUGCCUAUCGGGUGUCUGAUAACUUCCACGCACGCUUCUCUGCACUGUCAAGAACCUAUGUUUAUCGGCUGGUGACAGGCUGCUCUCACCAUUCCCAAAUACCGGUGUUUGAGAGGGAUCUGUGCUGGGCUCCCAAGGGAGACCAUUUGAAUGUUCCUGCCAUGCAGGAAGCAGCGGGUUCCCUCCUAGGGACCCAUGACUUCAGCACCUUCCGCUCAGUCAGCUCUGAAAAGCCUUUCAAAUCUCCCAUUAAAACCCUGGCCCAGGCAGACAUCCGACCCUCUUCUGGCUUCAUGUCACAUCACUAUGAAUACAGGGGGCUGCAGUUCUGGGAGCUAGAAUUCAAGAGCAGAUCAUUCCUCUACAGGCAGGUACGAAGGAUGGCAGGGGCUCUGGUAGCAGUUGGCCAAGGCAGGCUGGCUCCUUAUCGCAUAAAGGAACUAUUAGAGAUCAGAGACCCGCUGGCUUAUCCACUAAACACCAUGGCUCCAGCAGCUGGACUCUUCCUGAAAUCUGUGGAGUACGACGAAGCUGACGUGGAGACAGAAGGUAACGCAGCAAAAUAGCGGCCCUGUGAGACGUGCAGCCGUGCCUGAAAGAACUCGGUUGGUGGGAGCCGUGUCGCGGAGAUUUCCGGAACUCGCUUUGUAUGCUGAUACGCAGCCGGGUCUCAAUAAACCCCAUUGAUUGUGGCUA
This is a messenger RNA of Dermochelys coriacea (leatherback sea turtle), 2657 nucleotides long. It is a transcript of the gene PUSL1, whose product is annotated as pseudouridine synthase like 1. Gene Ontology annotation, biological process: tRNA pseudouridine synthesis. The record is from RefSeq and is a predicted model, not a curated record. Gene Ontology annotation, molecular function: RNA binding; pseudouridine synthase activity. The coding region runs from base 1715 to 2527 and encodes 270 amino acids. The transcript has 8 exons. Lineage: Eukaryota; Metazoa; Chordata; Testudines; Dermochelyidae.